GUCGAUGUCCGUUUUGGAAGGAAUUUCGUCAACACUCCAUGGCAAUGCUCUUGGUCGAACACACUCUACUCAGCAAAUGUGCUUUUCAACGCAAUUUUGAAGAUGGAGGGGAGAAAAUGGACUUCAUGCUUCGAGCAGUGGAAGAAAUUGAGAAUUGUGAUGUCGUUGGCGAUGGCGAUGGUGAUGGCCAAACCAGAAUUGGUGUCUGGAUUGUCCAGGAAUGACGCAUUUGUGGGCUACAGCGAGCUGCCGGCCACAACAAAGCUGUACUAUGGUUAUCCUCAAAGACCAAAGGAGCACCUUGUGUUUGCGACUAAGUAUGGGGAUAUUAGGGUGGAACUUCAAAGAGAGGCGGCGCCCAAAACUGUCCAAUAUAUGAAGAGGUUGGUCAAUCGGGGUCUGUUUGAUGGAUGUGGCUUAUAUCGCGCAGAACCUUCAGGUCCAACAAUAGACAUUGGGAGUUCUGUCCAUCGCAAAGGGUAUGCGCUAGUUCAAGGUGGGUUGUACUCAUGUGGACGUCAAGAAGACAACAAAUUACCUCUGGAAACCACUCUGGACAACAGCAAAGGGACCGUGGCGAUCAUCACUGGCACAAGCGAGUUCUUUUUCAGCCUUGAUGACCACCAUGAGUGGAACGGCAGCUUUUCUGUAUUUGGAAAAGUGAUCGGAGGACCUAGUUGGCGCGCUUUGGAACGCCUUGUGGCGUUGCCCACAAAGCAGGAAGUCCAUCCUAGUGGCACUGUUAUGCGGAUAUUGGUGCAGCCUGUUAAUUUCAAAGUCACCAUUGAGUUGCAAUUCGACCCUCCCAAUGUAGUGCUCCCGUCCUGAGUUGUCCACAUUGCCCUGUUUUUUCUAGCUUUAAACUAGAACUCAGUAAACACUGACAAAUGGCAGUGGCUUCAAAAUUAGAAGUAUUCAAGGGUUCCAAGUAUGAUUCCGAAUGCCUCUUAUUGGCUACACCCCUAAAAAAGUUUUCACAUGGAUGGUAGAGCAAUGCAUGUCAACAUUACGUUUGCUUAUACGUGUUUCCAAUGGCAGCAAGCUUUUAUCGAAGAUAUUUACCUGACAGAGGCUCGUAAGGCAACACUUUGAGGGGCACUGAACCACAUGGAUUCAGGCUACUGGAAGACAAAAAAACUGCAUAAUUCUUGCCUUCAGUUUAACACCUUUUGGCUGAAGUGGCAUUUUUAUGUA
Molecule: messenger RNA, 1194 nt
Organism: Physcomitrium patens
Lineage: Eukaryota; Viridiplantae; Streptophyta; Bryopsida; Funariales; Funariaceae
Biological process (GO): protein peptidyl-prolyl isomerization
Molecular function (GO): peptidyl-prolyl cis-trans isomerase activity
Source: RefSeq, a predicted model, not a curated record